Messenger RNA from Rosa chinensis, 2069 nucleotides. Its product is annotated as protein trichome berefringence-like 7. Lineage: Eukaryota; Viridiplantae; Streptophyta; Magnoliopsida; Rosales; Rosaceae. The coding region runs from base 402 to 1724 and encodes 440 amino acids. Gene Ontology annotation, cellular component: Golgi apparatus. The record is from RefSeq and is a predicted model, not a curated record. Gene Ontology annotation, molecular function: O-acetyltransferase activity. The transcript has 3 exons.
UGUUAACUCUCUGUCUCUGAUGCCUUGCUUAUAUAAACCACCGACAAUAGUCACUUUGUUACCAGUUUGAAAGCAAAUUUCUUUACGCAUUUCAGUUGAGGGGUCACGUUCAGAUCAACCAGAGCCACCAAACUGAAGUGACCAAACUGCCCUCUCCCUUCACCUCUGACCUUUCCCUCCCUGCCCUGCUUCCAGCUUCCAGCUUCUGUAACUAAAACAAGUCUUUCUUGCCAGAACCCACUUUGGUGAAUCUGUAAGAUUGCUGUGUUACUGUGUUCUUAUGAUUGUUAUAGGUUCUGUGCUUGUUGGUCUUCUUCAAGUUUGAAUCUUGGUUUUAAUUUCAUGGUUAGUUGAUGGUUUAUUGAUACAUAGAUGGGUUUCUUCUGCUCUGCCUUAGCUGUAUGACUUGUAUGCGAUUCAAUUGGAUUUCUUUUUCAUCUGGGUGUACUUACAAAACGAUGGAGAUGGUGAGGAAUGUUUAUUGGGACUCGUUUGCGCAAUUCAGGUCUUUCUACAAACGGGUUUUGAAUUUUGGCAAUGAGAUGAUGAAGGGUUAUUGGAAAGUUUGGAUCUUUCAAACUUUCCAUGGACUAGUUGCAAUUGGUUCAUUGCUGUCCUUUGUUGUAGCCAUGGCAUUUGCAUAUAUGUAUUUGUUUCCCACCGUUCCCUCGGUAGUUCGAAGUUACGGGAUUUCGAAUUCAGCUAGUUCGAAUUCAAGUAGUUCCGUAGAGAAGUGCAAUGUUUAUGAAGGAAGCUGGAUUGCAGAUGAAAGUUACCCUUUGUACAAUGCAUCACUGUGUCCAUUUGCAGAACGUGGAUUUAAUUGCUUGGCUAAUGGAAGGGAAGAUAGGGGUUAUGCCAAGUGGAGGUGGAAGCCUAAGAAUUGUGAUAUUCCAAGAUUCGAUGCGCGUAAAGUUCUUGAAGGGCUUCGUGGAAAACGAGUUGUUUUUGUGGGUGACUCGCUAAGUAGAACACAGUGGGAGUCUUUGAUAUGUUUACUCAUGACAGGGGUGGAGGAUAAGAAGAGUGUUUAUGAAGUGAAUGGGAAUAAAAUCACCAAGCAGAUUAGAUUUUUAUCGGUACGGUUUACAACAUUUGAUCUCAGAAUGGACUUUUACCGGUCAGUUUUCCUAGUGCAGCGUGCUUCAAAGCCAGCGCGAGCACCAAAGAGGGUUAAGUCGACACUCAGAAUCAACAGGAUAGAUGACAUUAGCAAAGAAUGGAUUGAUUCAGAUAUUUUGAUCUUCAAUUCAGGGCACUGGUGGACACCGAGUAAACUUUUUGAACUGGGCUGCUAUUUUCAGGUUGGUAAAUCACUGAAGCUUGGAAUGCCGAUCACCACUGCCUUCAAAAAAGCUAUGAACACUUGGGCAUCUUGGGUUGAGACCUCAAUCAACACAAAUAGAACCAGUGUCUUCUUCAGGACUUUUGAGUCAUCACAUUGGAGUGGCCGACACCGUCAUUCUUGCAAAGUGGGUCAACACCCUUGGUUAAGCUCCUGGGGAAUGGACCGAAGCCCAGUUUCAGACACCAUUAUAAAGGUUGUGAGGAAAAUGGCAGUUCCUGUAACAAUUAUGCAUGUUACACCUAUGGGAGCAUUCCGAAGUGAUGGUCAUGUGGGUAUUUGGAGUGAUAAUCCAUCUGUGCCUGAUUGUAGCCAUUGGUGCCUACCUGGCGUACCUGAUAUGUGGAAUGAAAUUCUCUUGUCAUAUCUGCUACCAUGAAGUUGCAAAUAGACCUCCUCCUUUUGCUGCCGGCGUCACUGUGUUUGUUGGAACAGCAGAUACAUUACAGAAUGAGAGAUAUCCUGCCUUUCUAAUUCGAAUUUUAUCUCCUCAGAGAAAUCCUUCUUUGUCAUACCAUCAUGGUUUUAAUGCCAGUGGCUGUAGAACAAGGCCAAAUCAAUGGAAAUUGAGUUGAAGCUUCCCUUUCUGCAACAUAGUUGCUCAGAAGAUCUAGUAUUUAGGAGUAUAAUUUGUAAUUUGUAUGAAAACAAGUGCUUAUAAUGCCCAGUUGAUGCAUUAUCUGUAAAUUGAAAUAGAAAUUUCUAUACAUACAUCGGCCACAAA